AGUGAAUGUGAGGGUGUUGAGUGAAAGAUGUCAUGGGAUUAUUUAACAAAUUUUUGACUCACUGCACUGUGAAAGUGUUCUAAAAGUUUGUGCUUGGGUACUCUGGAAAGUCAAUGUGAAAGAGAAAAUUUGCUAUAUUAAAAUUUAGUGAUGGAUCAAAUAAAGGAAGAGUUGAUUAAGGCUGAUCCAUUAAGUACCUGGUGGCCCUAUAUUCUUGCCUUUGUGGUUGGAAUUGUUGUGACUGUGAGAGGCAUUAUGGGAGGACAAAGGUGUCCGUCUGAGAAUAAAAUUGAUGGUCUUGUGGUCGUUAUGACGGGUGGAACGGGUGGAAUUGGAUGGGAGGUGUGCAAGGAGCUCUGUGCCAGAUCAGGACAUCUUAUAUUGGCCACCAGAAACAUGGAAAAGGCGGAUAAGAUGAUUUUGUCACUGAAGAAGGUGCAGCCAAAUGCUAAAAUUGAGGCAAUUUACAUGGAUCUCAAAUCAUUUGACUGUAUCCGUCGUUUUGUUAGGACAAUUGAAUCAAAAUACAAUCAUAUUGAUAUUUUGAUUAAUAAUGCUGGCCUAAUGUUCCAUCCAUAUGAAUUAACAGUGGAUGGGUUUGAGAUGCAUUUGCAGUGCAAUUAUCUAGGUCACUUCCUUCUCACCAUACUCACAUUGCCGCUGUUGCAGAAGUCACGACAGGGACGAAUAAUUAAUGUUUCAGCUCAUGCACAUACGACGGCGAAAAUGGAUUACGAGGAUCCACUGAAUGUUGGUCCAUGGGCCAUGGCGUAUCAUCCUCGGGAUGCCUUUGCACAUGCAAAACUCGCAAAUAUUCUCAUGACGCGCUACUUGGCUACACGUGUCUGUUGCGACACGAAUGUCACGGUGAAUUCUCUUACACCUGGCCUUGUGCGUGGAACAGGACACCUCGACAGCUCACCAAUCAUGAGGGCAAUUUGUGCUAAAGUCAUCACAUAUCCUUGGAUGUGGCUCUUCAUGAAGACACCUUCCCAAGGCGCCCAGACGACCAUUUAUCUGGCAACAGAGCCAAAACUUAAGAAAGUUACUGGAAAGUUUUUCAACGAUUGCGAAAUUGUGGAAUCGUCUGAAUUGAGUCGGGAUGAUAAAUUGGCGGAGAAGCUUGUGAAGGAGAGUCUCAAAGCCGUAAAAAUUGAAAAAUUGAAGCAGUAGCAAUGGAUUAGGAGAAAUGGAUUUAAACGAAAUGAAAUAUAUUGAUUAUCUGAUUUCUUUUUUAUUAUAAUUUUUUUCUUUUAUAAUUCUUAUAGUCUUAUUGUUUACAUUACGUAGCAAUCAGUUGUUUUCUGCGUAAUCUCUGAAAUGUUAUUUUUACAUAUUUCUUUUGAAAAUUCUAUAUGGUGAAUUGUGCAUAAAAUUCUUA
This is a messenger RNA of Phlebotomus papatasi, 1381 nucleotides long. Its product is annotated as retinol dehydrogenase 13. NCBI's taxonomy places the organism in Eukaryota, Metazoa, Arthropoda, Insecta, Diptera, Psychodidae. The record is from RefSeq and is a predicted model, not a curated record. The transcript has 5 exons. The coding region runs from base 151 to 1173 and encodes 340 amino acids.